This is a messenger RNA of Calliphora vicina (urban bluebottle blowfly), 579 nucleotides long. RefSeq names its product sericin-1-like. Lineage: Eukaryota; Metazoa; Arthropoda; Insecta; Diptera; Calliphoridae. The record is from RefSeq and is a predicted model, not a curated record. The transcript is spliced from 2 exons. The annotation marks the transcript as partial.
UCAGGUUCUACUUCAGGUUCUAGUUCUGGUUCUAGUUCAGGUUCUAGUUCAGGCUCUAGUUUAGGUUCUAGUUCUGGUUCUAGUUCAGGUUCUAGAUCCGGUUCUAGUUCUGGUUCUAGUUCUGGUUCUAGUUCAGGAUCUAGUUCAGGUUCUAGUUCUAGAUCCGGUUCUAGUUCUGGUUCUAGUUCAGGCUCUAGUUCUGGUUCUAAUUCAGGUUCUAGUUCAGGCUCUAGUUCAGGUUCUAGUUCUAGAUCCGGUUCUAGUUCUGGUUCUAGUUCAGGCUCUAGUUCAGGCUCUAGUUUAGGUUCUAGUUCAGGUUCUAGUUCAGGCUCUAGUUCACUUUCUAGUACUAGUUCAGGUUCUAGUUCAGGUUCUAGUUCUGGUUCUAGUUCUGGUUCUAGUUCAGGAUCUAGUUCAGGUUCUAGUUCUAGAUCCGGUUCUAGUUCUGGUUCUACUUCAGGCUCUAGUUCUGGUUCUAAUUCAGGUUCUAGUUCAGGCUCUAGUUCAGGUUCUAGUUCAGGUUCUAGUUCAGGAUCUAGUUCUAGUUCAGGCUCCAGUUCUGGUUCUAGUUCUAGUUCU